UUUUGCUUUUACUUCUCCUGCAUGACAGUUGUUUUCUCCAUCUAAGCAGACACCAGCUUCAGAUGCUCGAGGUGAGAAACAUGCCUUUCAGUUUGGGCUACUGGUUUACUUAACUGGCCAACGAUCAGCUCCGUUUCUAUUUUGGCCCCGAUCCUCUUGACCAGCCGGGAUGGUUUGGAGAAGCAUUUGAAAGAACUGCCAAAGUGGCUCAGAAACAGCAGUAAAGAAUUACAAUAUACUUUUAUUCUGUAGUUGCUAGAGGCUUUUUCUUUUUUUCUUUUUUUUUUCCGUCCUCCCUCCUGCACUCCUCUUGCUUUUGAUAAUGGCCUUGGACUUGGAAGACUUAUCGAUUUCCCCCUGUAAGAUGCUGUCUCAUUUGGUUGGGGGGGGCUCUGCAUGGUAAUGGACCGCGAGAGAGGCCAGGCCUUCUGGAGGUGAGCCGAUGGAGAUUUAUUCCCCAGACAUGUCCGAGGGAGCCGCUGAGAGGUCCUCCAGCCCCUCCACUCAGCUGAGUGCAGACCCGUCUCUCGACGGGCUUCCGGCAGCAGAAGACAUGCCAGAGACCCAGACUGAAGAUGGGCGAACCCCCGGCCUCGUGGGCCUGGCAGUUCCCUGCUGUGUCUGCCUGGAAGCCGAGCGCCUGAGAGGUUGCCUCAACUCAGAGAAAAUCUGCAUUGUCCCCAUUCUGGCUUGCCUAGUCAGCCUCUGCCUCUGCAUUGCCGGCCUCAAGUGGGUAUUUGUGGACAAGAUAUUUGAGUAUGACUCUCCUACUCACCUUGACCCUGGGGGGUUAGGCCAGGACCCUAUUAUUUCUCUGGAUCCAACCGCUGCCUCAGCUGUGUGGGUAGCAUCUGAGGCGUACACUUCACCUGUCUCUAGGGCUCAAUCCGAAACUGAGGUUCAAGUUACACUGCAAGUUGACAAUGCUGUUGCGUCCUCUGAACCUUCAGCGGUCCCAACCCCGAAGAAUCGUAUUUUUGCUUUUUCUUUCCUGCCGUCCACCACACCGUCCUUCCCUUUCCCCACUCGGAACCCUGAGGUGAGAACACCCAAGUCAGCAACUCAGCCACAAACAACAGAAACUAAUCUCCAAACUGCUCCUAAACUUUCUACAUCUACGUCUACAACCGGAACAAGCCAUCUUGUAAAGUGUGCAGAGAAGGAGAAAACUUUCUGUGUGAAUGGAGGCGAGUGCUUCAUGGUGAAAGACCUUUCAAACCCCUCAAGAUACUUGUGCAAGUGCCCAAAUGAGUUUACUGGUGAUCGCUGCCAAAACUACGUAAUGGCCAGCUUCUACAAGCAUCUUGGGAUUGAAUUUAUGGAAGCCGAGGAGCUCUACCAGAAGAGAGUGCUGACCAUCACCGGCAUCUGCAUCGCCCUGCUUGUGGUCGGCAUCAUGUGUGUGGUGGCAUACUGCAAAACCAAGAAACAACGGAAAAAGCUUCAUGAUCGGCUUCGGCAGAGUCUUCGGUCUGAACGAAACAACAUGGUGAACAUAGCGAAUGGGCCUCACCACCCCAACCCACCCCCCGAGAACGUCCAGCUGGUGAAUCAAUACGUCUCUAAAAAUGUCAUCUCUAGUGAGCAUAUUGUUGAGAGAGAAGCGGAGACAUCUUUUUCCACCAGUCACUAUACCUCAACAGCUCACCACUCCACCACUGUCACUCAGACUCCUAGUCACAGCUGGAGCAAUGGGCACACUGAAAGCAUCAUUUCGGAAAGCCACUCUGUAAUCAUGAUGUCAUCAGUAGAAAACAGUAGGCACAGCAGCCCCACUGGGGGCCCGAGAGGACGACUUAAUGGCGUGGGAGGCCCUCGCGAGUGUAACAGCUUCCUCAGGCAUGCCAGAGAAACCCCUGACUCCUACCGAGACUCUCCUCAUAGUGAAAGGUACGUGUCAGCAAUGACGACCCCGGCUCGUAUGUCACCUGUAGAUUUCCACACGCCAAGCUCCCCCAAAUCACCCCCUUCGGAAAUGUCUCCACCUGUGUCCGGCACGACGGUGUCCAUGCCCUCCAUGGCAGUCAGCCCCUUCGUGGAAGAAGAGAGACCUCUGCUUCUCGUGACACCACCGAGGCUGCGGGAGAAGUAUGACCGCCAACCCCAGCAGUUCACCUCCUACCACCAUAACCCCGCGCAUGAGAGCAACAGCCUGCCCCCUAGCCCCUUGAGGAUAGUGGAGGACGAGGAGUAUGAAACCACCCAGGAGUACGAGCCAGCCCAAGAGCCUGUUAAGAAACUCACCAGUAGCCGGCGGCCCAAAAGAACCAAGCCCAAUGGCCACAUUGCCAACAGGUUGGAAAUGGACAGCAACGCAAGUGCGGAGGGCACUCACUCAGAGAGUGAGACAGAAGAUGAGAGAGUAGGGGAAGAUACACCCUUCCUGGGCAUUCAGAACCCCCUGGCCGCCAGCCUUGAGGCAGCACCUGCCUUCCGCCUGGCGGACAGCAGGACUAACCCAGCAGGCCGCUUCUCUCCGCAGGAAGAAUUGCAGGCCAGGCUGACUAGUGUAAUCGCUAACCAAGACCCUAUCGCUGUAUAAAACCUAAAUAAACACAUAGAUUCACCUGUAAAACUUUAUUUUAUAUAAUAAAGUAUUCCACCUUAAA
Hyaena hyaena (striped hyena) is the source of this 2609-nucleotide messenger RNA. It is a transcript of the gene NRG1, whose product is annotated as neuregulin 1. Gene Ontology annotation, biological process: activation of transmembrane receptor protein tyrosine kinase activity; intracellular signal transduction; animal organ development. The record is from RefSeq and is a predicted model, not a curated record. The transcript has 9 exons. The coding region runs from base 443 to 2542 and encodes 699 amino acids. Gene Ontology annotation, molecular function: protein tyrosine kinase activator activity; chemorepellent activity. Lineage: Eukaryota; Metazoa; Chordata; Mammalia; Carnivora; Hyaenidae.